CGACGGGCUGGAGAGUACUAGAAGUAGAUGGGAGGUGAGAGAAGAGAAAAAGGGGCGCUCAGAGUUCGCGAGGGCGGAGGGAGCGAAGGCGAGCAGCUGCGAACCUGCGGUGCAACUCCGGGACGGGGUGCCGGGUGCAUGGGCCGGGGACCAGAGGGGAGGGACCUGGCAGAUGGAAGCUAGCUUUGGGGGGGCGUAACCGAAAAGUGGUCCGAAGUGUCCGCCCGGGCGGUGUGAGAAGUGCUAGAGUGCGUGCAAGGAGUGUUGUGGGCGUCCGGAGUCGAGGGCUUCACUGGGAGCCAGAACCGGUGGGCGCUGGACGCCUGCUCAGUGAGGGGGAGGGGCAUGGAAGAGAGCCGGGUGGAGCCAUGUGUUACUUCUCCUGCUUGAGUUUGGCCCCAGCGUCUCUCUCUAUGGCUCUCGAGUUCCUUUCUUCACCACUUCACGUGCGCUUUCACAUUAUGCUUCUUCCAGGAGAUGAUUUGAACUCAGCCCGUUGGAAUAAGUUAGUUUAACGGCUUUUACUUCGGUGCAAACAUACCUCUGUUACCGAUUUUCUACAUUCCUCUCGGGGUAGCCCCGAAGUUGAAUGUUCCCAUAUCUCUGACUUGCUUAACAUGGCUGUCUCUUUCCAGUUAUUCUGUGCGUGUGUGCUUAUGUACAGGAGUUGGGCAGUUUGCAUCCUACUUCUUGCCUCCUCCGAAGGUGUUUUGCCCUGAGCAUUCCCAGCCAACGUGGCAGUGGAGUGCUUACAAUCAAGUAUGCUGUGUUAAAUACCCCACUUUCUGAACAGCGCCGAAGCAGUUUCUUAAUAGCAGCUUGAUGUGGUGGGUGUGGGGAAACUAGGGUGGAGCAAAUUUAACCUUGCUUUCACACUUAAGGCUGUGAUGGGACCCACAAUUGCAGGCCCUUUGGAACGGAAAGGGAACCUACUUGCAUGAGGAGGUUGGCAGUAAGUUAAAAGUGAAGUUUGCGUUUGAUUCACACCAGAUGUGAAAGGAUCAUUGCACACUUCCUAAGUCUAAGUUUGUACCAAAUGUACAGAAGCUAUGGUCCCUGCCAUCCUACUGUGACAGUCCCUACACCAGUCUCUUGUGCUUUCUGCAGAUGACUAAGCUUGGACAUUGCAUAUCCUCUUCCUGAAGGUAUUCUGUUACAGGAGUCUUGCUAGAUAGGAAUGGGAUUCAUCGGGUCUUUGAGGUAGAAAGCCAAGUCUAUUUGGACCUCACUGUAUGUGCUAGUAUCACAUUCUGGAACGCAGAACUUGAUCAAAUCUGGUAGCAAGAUGGUGACCAAGUAGUCAAAGUAUGUGUAGAAUCUGGUGGUAUAGAAGAAGGCAAUGCCCAGACAAACUCGUGCCUAUCGUCAACUAUAAAGCAAACCACAAGACUACAAACCUGUUGGUUUUGUUUGGGCUUCCUUGAAACCCAGGGAAGCUAGAGCAGCAAGCACCAGAACCUUCAUCACUCUCGGGAGAAAUUGACAGAAGCCUUGCCCGUGCAGUAGUUAGAAAUUGUUUAGCCAUCAUUUUAAGAGCAGUUGUUUUGUGAUCCCUACAGAGCUAGCAUUAGAAGGGAGAACAGUGUGUGUGUGUGUGUGGGGGGGGGCUGUGCAAAGGGGAUGAACAUAGGCUAGCAAGCUUGGGUUUCAUUACAUGGCCAACUCCUUUUGCAGGGUCAGGGUCUCUAAAGGUACUGAUGAAAACAGGAGAGCAGAGGUCUCUGUAACUUCAGGUGACUUAGAGAGAUUGAAUGGGUUCCUGCAUUAUGUAUUUGGUUGGCCCAUUGUUUCUUCACUUGUUAAUAUCCCAGACGUAUUAAAGAGACAUUUGCCUAUGAGGUGGGAUUAUUGUUAUGUUUUCAGUAGGAAUGGAGGGGGAGAGUUGAAAUAGUAGCUUGAACCUCUUGGUCUUCUUUGUGGCUAAGCAUUAAAGGGAGGUGGGGGGCGUACCUGGGCUUUGACUUGGGACCUCACUCUAUCUAUUCCUUCUGUGCUUUGGGAAGUGUGCAGGAGUGUUUUCCCCUAGGCCAUUAGGGCAUGUGACAGGGACUUUUUUUUUUUCUUUUCUCUCACAGACCCUGAAAAGAAUGAUGUUUGUAAUUUGGGUUUUAAACACAGGCUCUCCCACUUGCGAGCUGGUGUAUGCUCUUGAGGAAGCUUCUGGACUCCCUUUCUUUUCCUGUGGGCAACAGUAUCUGUGUCAUAAGAAUUAAGUGAGCUCAUGAAAAGCUUAGAAGGGCGCCCGGCACAGGAAAGGGGCUGGAAAAAGUGUGUCUCUGCUGAGCUACUGUAAGUGUGCUGUUGGGGAGAGCCCACUGCCUUUUCAGGCUUCAAAGAGCAAACCCAGACUGCUCUGAAACCAGUGCUGCAGGUUUCAGAAUUUCAGGGCCUCUCGAGUUUUGAUUCUGUCAUCUUGUAGAACAAGCGCUCUAAAUGAGGCUCAGGAACACAACUGUUUAAAAAGGCUGCGAGCCGGGGGACUGGGUUUCAGGAGCAAUUAAGUGCCGUCACUGUUUCUGUUUCCCAUCCCAAAAGAUGUAACACUCUGCCCGUGCAGUUAUCUUGCACCACACACCCUGCUGUGUUCUUGACAAGAUAGAUUAGGCCUCGUUUAAAGGGUUACGGUGCAAAGAGCGGGUUUACCUUCUGUGACCGUUCAUCCAGAAGGGAUGUCUUCAUAAAGCGAGGAAUGGCUUCGUUUUUUUUUUUUUUUUUUUAUGAGCUGGAGCUGGGACAGCUGAGAGAAAAAUGAGGGCCAACUCUAAGAAAACCAUGAGCCACUGCCAGCUGAAUGUGAAGUAGAGCCGUGAGCCAUUUGCUGUCCCAGCCCAGAGCAGAAGGAAUCAAAAACCAAGGUUAAGUGCAGUGGAUCCUGACAGAGUCCAAGCUAGCGAAGUGUACCAAGCCAGCACCCUAUGUGCCCUCUGCUCCUGAGUAAGCUUGGUGGUUACCGCAGCUCACCCAGUCAUGUGACCAGGCCUUCUGCUGUGGCCAGCCACAGCCAGCGUUCCAUGUUCGGUGGCCCCAGAAAAGUCGGUGUGUAGGCCUCAGCCACCCCAGGUCCGGCGUACGUUCUCCCUGGACACCAUCCUCAGUUCCUACCUUCUGGGCCAGUGGCCACGAGAUGCCGAUGGGGCCUUCACCUGCUGUACCAAUGACAAGGCCACCCAGACACCCCUGUCCUGGCAAGAACCAGAAGGUGAGCGGGCCAGCUUCUGCAUGCACAAGCGGUCAGCAUCGUGGGGCAGCACAGACCACCGAAAAGAGAUCACCAAGUUGAAGCAGCAGCUGCAGAGGACAAAACUGAGCCGCAGUGGGAAGGAGAAGGAGCGGAGCUGCCCUGUCCAAGGGGACCAUGCUGCGCUGGGAGCAGGGAGGGCAUCCCUUCCCAGCCACCCCCCAGGACCCCCCGUCCUGCGACUCAGCCCUUGUCUGCACAGAAGCCUAGAAGGGCUCAACCAGGAGCUGGAAGAGGUGUUUGUGAAGGAGCAGGGUGAAGAGGAGCUGCUGAGGAUACUUGAGGUCCCUGAUGGGCACCGUGCCCCAGCUCCUCCACAGAAUAGCAGCUGUGACCAUUCCCUCCUUUUGGAGCCAGGCAACCUGACCAGCUCUCCCUCCGUGCCACUGGCAUCCCCCCAGCCUCCCAGCCAGGCCAGCCGUGAGGAGCACCAGGGUGCCACCGAGGAACUAGCAUCCAUCCACGGUAACAAAGCCUCCUCUCCAGGCAACCCAGCCUUCCUAGAAGAUGGCAGUCCGUCUCCAGUCCUUGCCUUUGCUGCUUCCCCUCGGCCCAAUCACAGCUACGUCUUCAAACGGGAGCCCCCAGAAGGCUGUGAGAGAGUGCGUGUGUUUGAGGAGGCCACGUCCCCAGGUCCUGACUUGGCCUUCUUGACUUCCUGUCCUGACAAGAACAAAGUCCAUUUCAACCCGACUGGCUCCGCCUUCUGCCCUGUCAGCUUGAUCAAGCCCCUCUUCCCCAGUAUGGGCUUCAUCUUCCGUAACUGCCCCUCCAGCCCUGGCUCCCCUCUUCCCACUGCCAGCCCCAGGGCACCUCGGAAGGGUCCAGAAGCUUCCAAGGCCUCCUCGCUGCCAUCUGAGCCAUGGCAGCGCAGCCCACCAUCGGAAGAGUCUGUGCUUUUCCAGAGCUCCUUGGUAGUCUGAGUCCCCCAGGCCCCUACCACACUUUACCAUGGAGACUAGUGCCUUGGUGGCAAGCUCUUUGUUAGCUUCCCAAGCUGGGGGAUGGAGGAGCCCUUCCUUCCCUCUUGGCCUUUGAGCACUUUCCUUUAUUGUGUCAAAGCCCCAGGUCCUUUGGUGGACAUCAGCCCUCCACAGGGAGGAGACUUACCUCCUCCACCAGCAGCAGGCAGCUCACAACUUACACUUGUGUACCUGCGGUUUCCCUCACCUGCCAGAAGGUCUUGAAUCUUCUAGCCCAGGGUGUGAGUCCAGAUGACUUAUAAGAGGCUCUUGUCAUGGAACAGUUGGCUGUGGCUAAGAGAGGGGAGGUGCCACAGGCUUCCUGACAGCUCCACUCUAGAGACACAGAAAGGCAGACCAGAUGCCUCCCUCCUAGAGGAGUUGACCAGAGUGGCCCUCAGGGCCAGAACACUUGACCAAUCAGCUGUUGGCAGGGGACCAUGAGAUUUCCCAAGUGGCAUUUUCAUCUCAGUUUUACCCUGACUAAAGAUUGUCUUAGGGGAAUCCCAACCCAAAGUGAAUAGUGGGAAGAGGGGUCUGGCAUUCCUUCAGGGGGCAUGCAGCAGCCCCGUACUCGCCACCUGCCCCAGGGGGCAUGAGCAGCUCCAUGCCCUCUACCCACCCCAAGGUUGGGUUGAAUUAGAAAAAUGCCUAUUUUUCUUGUAUCGAUGUAGAAACUCUAUUUUCUCCCAAAGACACUAUUUUUGCAGCUAUUUGAAGUUUGUAUAUUUUCCGUAUUGCAGAGCUUACACAAAAUUGAAGAAUGUUAAUGUUCAAGGUUUCAUAUCUUGUGUUUAGAGGUUAUUGUGGUUUUUGUUUGUUUAUUUUUUGCAGAUCUUGAUUUUAAUAGACCAAAUAAAUAUGUAUUCCAGCA
Messenger RNA from Mus musculus (house mouse), 5074 nucleotides. It is a transcript of the gene Fam117a, whose product is annotated as family with sequence similarity 117, member A. The transcript has 10 exons. The coding region runs from base 3220 to 4161 and encodes 313 amino acids. NCBI's taxonomy places the organism in Eukaryota, Metazoa, Chordata, Mammalia, Rodentia, Muridae. The record is from RefSeq and is a predicted model, not a curated record.